Messenger RNA from Penicillium brevicompactum, 1734 nucleotides. RefSeq names its product fungal specific transcription factor domain-containing protein. The transcript is spliced from 3 exons. Gene Ontology annotation, biological process: DNA-templated transcription. Bases 1 to 1734 code for a protein of 577 amino acids. Gene Ontology annotation, molecular function: zinc ion binding; DNA binding. The record is from RefSeq and is a predicted model, not a curated record. Lineage: Eukaryota; Fungi; Ascomycota; Eurotiomycetes; Eurotiales; Aspergillaceae.
AUGCAGACUAUCCCCCGUUUAUUCACUUCAUUUGUCUCGCACCAGACAGUGCCAGACAAUAAAGUUGUCGCCGUUGAUGGCCAGGCUGACAUGGCUAAAGCAGCUGGGAAGCUUCCCCCAAUUGGACAAGCAAGAGAGCUGUUCAAUCAUUUUACCAACGCACUGCAGCCAUCGCUAGGGCUCUUGCAUAUACCCUCCACGCGGCUCUUGAUGGAGCAGACUUAUCAAGAGAUGCUAGAUGGCAAACAACCCAGCCCGACAACACUCAUGUUACUUUUUAGCGUUUUCUCUGGCGCGGCCCUUGUCUGGUCAACUUCAUUGCUUAAGAGACUGAGUGCUACACAGACUGAAGCCAGAUCAGCCCUUCACGCUUACUCUCAAACGGCUUUGUUCAUUUUGGAACAUCCAGCCCAGCCUAUACAGUCCUCGACCAAUGCAAUAGUUGCCAUCUGCGCCUUGGCCCAUUCACUCGCAAACGAUGCUGGUCUUUCUGUCACAAUGCGCAUUCUGCAGGCCCGGGGUUUUGCAAUGGCACGGGACUUACAAAUUCAUAGACUGGACACAGCUCGUAGCCAAGAAGAACGAAAGCUCAAGGGAUGUGAUCUCAUCGAUAUUGAAGUCCGGAGACGGGUCUGGUGGAACAUGGUAGCAUCUGACUGGUUAUCCGCGUUUUCUGGAGGCCCUCACGAGGGCGUUUAUAUUUUUCAACCCAAACAUAUGAACGUGAACUACCCGAGUAACAUUGACGAUGAGCUGAUGAUGGCCACGGGGGUUCAGCAAGACUUUCCGCUAUCUGUUCCUACAGCGAUGUCCGGAUGCAUCCAAAGAAUUCGGACGGCGGCUUUGUGUCGUGAGGUUGUUGAUGCCUUGCCUUCGAUGCUACUAGACUCCCAGCAACCCGACUAUGAAGUGAUACUCGCGCUGGACAAGAGGUUCCAAGACACCAUCGAAAAAAUACCAGAUUUCUUCAAAAUGGACGAAGAAAGUAUUCGAAAUAGCCAGGACAUAUGUAGAGAACGGCCCUACAUUACUUGGCUACGAAUUAGCCUGCAUUUCAGCUUCCAUACACGUUUAUGCAGGCUGCAUCGACCAUACCACCUCAAAGGCACCACAGACCCAAGAUACCACUAUUCAAACAGAGUAUGCAUUCGCUCUGCGCAGACUGUUCUCGAAUUACGACGAGCCAUGGACGAGAUUGGCCCCGAGGCUGGAGGAUAUCCAGCGCGGCUGUGGAGAGUGGUGCAGCAUGUCUUUUUUGCAGCGCUAAUUCUAGCAACGGACGUCUCAUUCAAUCCCGAUGCACCGGACGCAGAUAUCCACAAGGCCAAGGUACUGGCCGCUUACCAGACAUUGGAGAGAUCCAAAGAAGAGUCUGGAACGCUCUUUGAGGGCGUCCAUAGGAAUAUGCAGACACUGUUGUCGACUCUUAAGCAGCGGCCAGGUACAUCUGACCUGCAGGGAUCUUUGGGGGAGCACAGCGCUAUGGCGCCUCGCGAAACAGAGCGGGACGGCACAUUGAUGGGGUCAGGGGAACUGCCAGGGACCAAUGAUCUCGAGGGCCGUCUAACCCCUACCACUGUGCAGGAAACCAGUGCGAGCGGAGGGUUGACAGAUAAUUUAGAAGAGAACUGGCAGCAGAUUUGGUCGGAUUUUGUGGCAGUUGCGCCAGACUUGGAUGUUCCACAGUGGAGCUCCUUGCUGGACGAUGUGGAUUUCGGUUGGAUGAAUCUGUAG